Molecule: messenger RNA, 2876 nt
Organism: Colias croceus (clouded yellow)
Lineage: Eukaryota; Metazoa; Arthropoda; Insecta; Lepidoptera; Pieridae
Product: protein FAN-like
Exons: 13
Coding region: 164-2767 (867 amino acids)
Molecular function (GO): protein binding
Source: RefSeq, a predicted model, not a curated record
GGUUUGCCUGCAAAAAAGAAUUUUAGUUUGUUUAUUUCUUGGCAAUAUAAGCUUACUAAUAGUGAUUUAAUAGUUUUAAAUAUAAUUUUAGUCACAGGGCUGUCGCAGCUAUAUGGUUUCUUCGUAAAGAAAAUAUAAGACUGGGUCAAAACAAGAAAUAACAAUGAAUAAAUCAAGGUUCUCUAUGUUGCUCUUAGAGCCAGGAGAAAUAUAUUUCGAAGAUUAUUCUUGUACUAUGAAUGAUAACAAUACAUUAACAAGUGGAAUUUUAACACCAGGUCGUUUAAAAAUCUGCUCAAAAUCUCUUGUAUUUGAACCUAGGGAUUGGGUGACACCUUUGAUAAAAUUACAUUUAAAAGAAUGUAUACAGAUAUCAGAGGUAAAUGGCUGUGAUAAGAAAAAUGUGAUAAGAGUUGAGAUGAAGCAGUAUUGUGAAAUGUUAGAAGAUAAUAUUUUAGCUCCUUACAAAUUUAAAUAUGAGAGUAAAGACUUUUAUUUCUUCUUGGACUUUGUUUCUGUGGACGAAUGUUUGUCUGAAAUGCUGCAAUUGCAUAGAGCAUCAUCUUUGCAUGCACCAGAACACAACAGUAUGAUAGCUACAAUCAUGCACUCUAGGUACAUGAGGAUGGUGUUUGAUCCUGUCAUGAUGGAUGAUUAUACAGAAGAAAUACUAUGUGAAUUUCAAGUUGAAAAAAUAUCACCUCUAGUUAGGCAUCAAGGAAAAUUAGCUCUUACACCGACUACUCUUUAUUUUCAACCCUUUAAUAAUAUUGAGUGUAGUCCUAUUUUGAAAGUGAAGCUUGCACAUGUGAAGAGAAUGUAUAAAAGAAGAUUUUUACUCAGGCAAGUUGGCCUCGAAAUAUAUAGCUCAGAAGAUAGUUCAAUACCACAUAUUUAUUUAACAUUUCAAAGUACAGAGGAUAGAAAUAAGUUAUACAAUAUUUUAGAAGGGUUACCUGAUGUGAAGUUAGAGAGAGUUCAUGUGGAGGAGAUGACACUGCAAUGGCAAAAUGGAAUUGUAUCUAAUUAUGACUAUCUCACAUAUCUUAAUUGCCUUGCAGAUCGGAGUAAAAAUGAUCUCACACAAUAUCCAGUCUUCCCAUGGGUAGUUGCCGACUACACUUCCGAUAUAUUAGAUUUGAAUAAUACAGAAACAUUCAGAGAUUUAUCAAAACCUAUGGGAGCUUUGAAUCCAGAUCGCCUAGAAAAAUUGCUAGAGAGAUAUCAUGAAAUGUGUGACCCCAAGUUUUUGUAUGGUUCACAUUAUUCUGCACCAGGCCUAGUUCUGUUUUAUUUGGUCAGAAAAUAUCCGCAGUAUAUGCUCUGCCUUCAAAAUGGAAGGUUUGACCAUCCAGACAGGAUGUUCAAUUCUGUUAAAGAUGUUUAUAGUAAUUGCUUGAGGAACAUGUCUGAUUUUAAGGAAUUGGUUCCAGAAUUCUAUGAUACUAGUGGCAAAGGUAACUUUUUGGUUAAUAAUUAUGACAUUGAUUUUGGUGAACGUCAUGAUGGGGCGAAAGUGGAUAGUGUGAAACUCCCAGCAUGGGCCAGUUCUCCGGAGGACUUUAUUAGUAAACUGCGAAUGGCGUUAGAAUCUGAUUAUGUUUCCAGGCAUUUGCAUUUGUGGAUUGAUCUCAUAUUUGGUUAUAAACAGAGAGGUGAAGAAGCUGUUAAAGCUUAUAAUGUCUUCCAUCAUGUUUGUUAUGAGGGAUCGGUCGAUCUCGAAAGUAUAUACGACAUGAAUGAUAAGCACGCUUUAGAGGUACAGAUUAUGGAGUUUGGACAAGUGCCUAAGCAAUUGUUCACGAAACCUCAUGUACGGAAAAUUGUGUCGAAAGUAGCAAAACCACUACCUAACUCAUUGCCUCAUGAAUACAGAAUGGAAUGUGUCGAUGAAAUAAAGCUGCAUAAAGAGGCAGUAACGUGUGUGCUUCGAGAUGGUUCUAGAAUUGUUUCUGUUGGAAAGGAUGGGACGUUGAAAGUAUAUGAUAUAGAUAGCAGGAAACAAAUAAGGAGUGUGAUACUUAGUACGACUCCGUUGAGCUCUUGCGUGAUGAUUGACGAACAUACCGUUGCGGCUGGCGCUUGGGAUAAUGAAAUAUACUUAUAUGACGUGGAAUAUGGAAGGGUGGUUGAAAGUUUUCGAGCCCACGAUGAUUCUGUUAGUUGCCUACUGUGGUUGGACAGAGAACGGCUUUUAAUAUCAGGAGGGUGGGAUUGUGUUGUACGUGUAUGGGGUAGUGUUGGGAAGAUGGGGCAGGCUUUGAAAGGAUUGAAGGCAGAAUUUGACCACGAUGGGAAGAUUACCGUCCUUUCUUAUAGAAGACGAAACUACGAAUUGGACAUACUAGCAGGUACGACUGACGGUGAAGUAUUCAUUUGGGAGUACAGGUCGAAGGAUUUAUUGAACAAAAUAAAGAUACAUUCGUCUCCAGUAUGCGGGGUAUCGUUUCUCUCUGCCGAUAGAAUAGUCACUCUAUGUGAAGAUGGUGAUAUGACAGUCACGGAUUUGAGCGUGGUGAAUACGGUGUUCGAGAAGCGUGUGUGCUUGGCGGGCCGCUCGCUGUGCAGCGACGGCGCGAGCGCGGUGUGGCUCGGCGCGCGCAAGCAGCUGCUGCUGUGGGACAUGCUCACGGCCACGUGCCUCGCUGAGCACGACGUGCACGAUGAUAUGGUGCAGAGUAUUUUCUUCGAUGGAAAAUCGGAAACUUUAAUAACUGCCAGUGCGGAUAAGACAAUAAAAAUAUGGAGUCUCAAUAAAAAUUCUUGACAACAAAGUUAUGCUGAAAAUCUCCAGAGUAUUGUUAGAUUAAGCUAUGAUAUUAUCCACAUGUAUCUCAGUUUUGUAUAACUAUAAAAAUAUAGUAUUUUUUAUAAUA